Chara braunii is the source of this 1742-nucleotide messenger RNA. Lineage: Eukaryota; Viridiplantae; Streptophyta; Charophyceae; Charales; Characeae. The record is from the annotation of a GenBank genome assembly.
UGCCCCUUUCACCCACCUCCCGGUCAGUGUACAUGCGUGCACCGGAUGCGUCCAUUGCCGUCGAGCUUCUCCUCCACGUUGUCCGGGCCGUCACAUGCAGUCCCACCAGGGGGACGGCAUCCACAGAAAGGUGGCGGCUUCUCGUACCUCUCCUCAAGGGGUCAGCAGGUUACGUCUCUGGGGUCCGAGGAUCGAAUGGCAGCGGAGAGACAUCAUCCCUGUGGAGGUGGUAGCGAUGGAGGGCGGCAGAGAGGGCGGACGUGCACCGUCGACACCACUUGAGCGGGCAGCCGUGGCGGCGGCAAUGUCAACUGUUGUUCUUCGGUGUCAGCAGGAGAGGGUGCUGGGACGAAUGAAUGAGCAGUUCUGCGCAUGUAGAAGAAGGGCGCUUAUGCAAGUUGCGGAUGAUGGCCCCGACUACGUGGCAACUUCAGAGGCUGUCAUUGAGCUGUGCUACACGUUGGGUUGCGGCGUCAUUCCACGAGCAACACCGAGGUGGUGGAUCAAACGUAGGACAGGGGGAACAUCGGAAGACGUUCGACAAUGUGACGACGCCACGGAUAACUACUUCAACGAGAAGCAGCACAGUGCCGAGGAGCAGCAGAGGGGCCACCAGAAGCAGAACAGCGACGUGGAGCAGCAGAGGGAGCGUGCGGUACUGGUCGGCCAUGAACUGCACGGUGGAGAGGGCAGCAAUGCCAUGUCUGUUGUUGGACAUCUAGCACACGACGGAGGAGAAGGCAAGAGUCUUGUCGGACGUGGAGCACGUGACGACAUGUGCGGGAAUACAACGCUCGUUGUUCUCGUUUUCACGUUUGGCAAUGUGGGUGUGGAGAACGCUAUCCAAGUCAUCCAGGGUUACAUUACUACUGCUCCGCAGACCCUGGCACCCCCAGCAGUUUUCCUGUACGGUGUUGCCAUCUCUGAUCCUGUGGCCUUGCAGAACCUUUCCGACAUCGCCUACAAUGUUUCGGGCUUGGCAAGAAACGUUGGAACUGGAGAUUAUCUGUUGGGCAUCUACUCCUACUUUGACUACCUGUCCAGGUUUUACGCAUACGAGAACGGGACAGAGCCCCGCUGGGCCAGGCGCUAUGAGGAUGCAUUCGAUAUGGGGAACAUAACGACGUUGGUGAUGCCAGUGUUUCGCAAAACUGGGCACCUCAUCGGAGUGGCAGCGAUGGAUGUACGAGAUCAGCCAGAUAUUGGAGCUUUCACUACGAUAACUUUACGAAUGAAGAACCCCCCACGCCAGAUAACUUCUCUGCGGGUGAGUACCAGUGUACCAUUGCUGCCUUCUCACCCUGAAAGAACAUAAAGAUUCUUCUUCUUCUUCUUCUUCUUCUUCUUUUGUCUUCUUCAUUCCUUCUUCUUUCUUCUUCUUUUUUCUUCUUCAUUCAUUCUUCUUUCUUCUUCUUCUUUUUUCUUCUUCAUUCAUUCUUCUUUCUUCUGUUUUCUUUGCUCUUUCUUCUCAUGCAAGGAACAUGGAUAUGGAAGAAGCACAGAAAUCCAGAAUGCAAAAUCACACUGAAGUUCAAGUAGUCAAAGCCAAAGCAGAUAGCACAAUGGAACCAAGUAACCAUCCAAUUGAGAAUGAUACAGAAGAAUCGUGAGUCAAUGUCCAUUCCCUACAGGGCAACACCAACAGCAAACCCAAUGUAGCUCUCUCUCAUGAAUGGCGCCAGGCGCCCUAUCUACCCUACAGACUAAGCCUACAACUACAGCAAUGAAAGCAACCAGACAAC